This is a messenger RNA of Mus caroli (Ryukyu mouse), 4454 nucleotides long. RefSeq names its product growth hormone receptor (gene Ghr). Gene Ontology annotation, molecular function: cytokine receptor activity; protein binding. Gene Ontology annotation, cellular component: external side of plasma membrane; membrane. The record is from RefSeq and is a predicted model, not a curated record. NCBI's taxonomy places the organism in Eukaryota, Metazoa, Chordata, Mammalia, Rodentia, Muridae. Gene Ontology annotation, biological process: cytokine-mediated signaling pathway.
GCACCAACUCGCAACUCCUCGUCAGAAAGCUUCAUCCCAGCCCAGCGGACUGAGUAGCGGGGGCGGCGCUCAGCCUCCCCGCAGCAGCCCCGGAUUCGGCUGCCCUCAGCUCCCGCUGCCCUUCCCCUAGGCAGCCUGGAUCCCCGCGGCGGCGGCGGGUCCCUCGCAGAGCCGAACGCCAGCCGCCUUUUCCCACCCCUCCCCUCUCUUCCUCUCCCCUCCCCUCCCCUCCUCCCUUCCCGUUUCACCCCGCCCCCUUCCUCCUCCCCAAGCCUGACAGCCCACGAGCUGCCAAGCAGGGCGCAGCCAUGGGAAGAGGAGGCGGUCUAGGGAGCGGCGGCACUGGCAGAGGCGGCUGCUACAGCGGCGGUGGCGGCGACGGCUGCUGUUGAAUCCCGGCAGCCGUGGGGACCCCGGGCUGGGUCCACGCGGGCCUGAGGCCUCGGCUCCAGCAGCCCCCAAGCGGACACGAACCCGCGCUCUGUCUCCCGAGGCGAAACUCCGAGGUCUCAGGUAUGGAUCUUUGUCAGGUCUUCUUAACCUUGGCACUGGCAGUCUCCAGCAGCACGUUUUCUGGAAGUGAGGCUACACCAGCUACUCUUGGCAAAGCUUCCCAAGUUCUGCAAAGAAUUAAUCCAAGCCUGGGGACAAGUUCUUCUGGAAAACCUCGAUUUACCAAGUGCCGUUCCCCUGAACUGGAGACAUUUUCAUGCUACUGGACAGAAGGAGAUAAUCCUGAUUUAAAGACCCCAGGAUCUAUUCAGCUGUACUAUGCUAAAAGGGAAAGCCAACGACAAGCUGCAAGAAUUGCUCAUGAAUGGACCCAGGAAUGGAAAGAAUGCCCUGAUUAUGUCUCUGCUGGAAAAAACAGCUGUUACUUCAACUCAUCAUAUACCUCCAUUUGGAUACCCUACUGCAUCAAGCUAACUAAAAAUGGUGAUUUGCUGGACCAAAAAUGUUUUACUGUUGACGAAAUAGUGCAACCUGAUCCACCCAUUGGCCUCAACUGGACUUUACUAAACAUUAGUUUGACUGGGAUUCGUGGAGAUAUCCAAGUGAGUUGGCAACCACCACCCAAUGCAGAUGUUCUGAAGGGAUGGAUAAUUCUGGAGUAUGAAAUUCAGUACAAAGAAGUAAAUGAAUCAAAAUGGAAAGUGAUGGGCCCUAUAUGGUUAACAUACUGUCCAGUGUACUCAUUGAGAAUGGAUAAAGAACAUGAAGUGCGGGUGAGAUCCAGACAACGGAGCUUUGAAAAGUACAGCGAGUUCAGCGAAGUUCUCCGUGUAAUAUUUCCUCAGACGAACAUACUGGAAGCAUGUGAAGAAGAUAUCCAGUUUCCAUGGUUCUUAAUUAUUAUCUUUGGAAUAUUUGGAGUAGCAGUGAUGCUAUUUGUAGUUAUAUUUUCAAAGCAACAAAGGAUUAAGAUGCUGAUUUUACCCCCAGUCCCAGUUCCAAAGAUUAAAGGGAUUGAUCCAGAUCUUCUCAAGGAAGGGAAGUUGGAGGAGGUGAACACCAUCUUAGGCAUUCAUGAUAACUACAAACCCGACUUCUACAAUGAUGAUUCCUGGGUGGAGUUCAUUGAGCUAGAUCUUGAUGAUGCAGAUGUGGAUGAGAAGACUGAAGGGUCCGACACAGACAGACUUCUAAGCGAUGACCAUGAGAAAUCAGCUGGUAUCCUUGGAGCAAAAGAUGAUGAUUCUGGGCGUACCAGCUGUUACGACCCUGACAUUUUGGAUACUGAUUUCCAUACCAGUGAUAUGUGUGAUGGUACCUUGAAGUUUGCUCAGUCACAGAAGUUAAACACGGAAGCUGAUCUCUUGUGCCUUGACCAGAAGAAUCUGAAGAACUUGCCUUAUGAUGCUUCCCUUGGCUCUCUGCAUCCCUCCAUUACCCAGACAGUAGAAGACAAGCCACAGCCACUUUUGAGCAGUGAAACUGAGUCAACCCACCAACUUGCCUCUACACUGAUGAGUAAUCCCACAUCUCUGGCAAACAUUGACUUUUAUGCCCAAGUAAGCGACAUUACACCAGCAGGUGGUGUAGUCCUUUCCCCAGGCCAAAAGAUUAAGGCAGGGAUAGCCCAAGGCAAUACCCAGCCGGAGGUGGCCACGCUCUGCCAAGAAAAUUACAGCAUGAACAGUGCCUACUUUUGUGAGUCAGAUGCCAAAAAGUGCAUCGCUGUGGCCCCUCACAUGGAAGCCACAUCUUGUAUAAAACCAAGCUUUAACCAAGAGGACAUUUACAUCACCACAGAAAGCCUUACCACUACUGCCCGGAUGUCUGAGACAGCAGAUACUGCUCCAGAUGCUGAGAUGUCUGUCCCAGACUACACCACGGUUCACACCGUGCAGUCUCCAAGGGGCCUUAUACUCAAUGCGACUGCGUUGCCUUUGCCUGACAAAAAGAAUUUUCCCUCCUCGUGUGGCUAUGUGAGCACAGACCAACUGAACAAAAUCAUGCAGUAGCCUUUCCUAUCUUUAAUGGCAAGGAAAAGGCUGGACACGAACGCUUAAACCAAAACUAUGUUUUAAAUCUGUGUUGGGAGAGCAUGAGAGUGGAUAUGGAUUCUAAAAUACUUUCUUUGGAAAUGUCAAAAUAUCAUAAAGUGGAAAAUCAAGAAUUCGUAAUCAGAUAAAUGCUCCCAUUGUGAAUUAUAAAUAUUUUAAUGAAUUGUCUUUAAGAUUGUAUAGUGGCAGUGAUUGUCUGUACUGUGGGUCUUAAUUUUGUGAUACUAAGCAUUAAAUAGCUACAUUUUUCAUGUAUGUAGAUCAUGCUUUUUGAAAAAGCAAAACAAUCAGGUGGCUUUUGCAGUUCAGGAAAUUGAAUGCAGAUUAUAGCACAGGCUGAUUUUUUUUUCUUUUUUAAAUAACUGGGAACUAAAACUCUAGGUGAGAAGGUAAAACUAGUUUGGAUAUGCAAAACAUUUAUUUUGACAUGAAAUUGAUAAAGAUAUUUUUAAUAAUUUACACUUUAAGCAUGAGUACUUUAUAAUAUGCUACACAUAUGUUGUAGUUCACAGCAAUCCAUCUAAGGAUGUAGCAGCUACAAUGUAAAGGGGGUUUAAUGUUUUGGUCAAUGAACCUAAAGAAAACUAAACAAGUUAGAUUUUUACAAAGCCCUUUUAUAACUUCCAAAACUUCUUAACUCUAAAAAUGUCUAAUAACCUGCAUUAUUAGAACAAACCCAUUUUAAAUUUGUAAACGAAUAUUUUUUCAUUUUGAAAACUUUAUUUUUUUUAAUGUUGGAUCAACGUAUCAUACACCAAACAGUAAACAGAAAUUAUAAUAAUGGAAGAAGUGCUUUCUUCAACAAAUUUCUGUUCAAGCCACACGGCUACAUGUAAGAGAAGUAGAAGUGAUGUGGUGUGAUUGGCUAGGAUGCAGAAGAGCUUCAGGAACACAAGAAGUGAGAGCCCGAGGAUUGGGAGGAGGGGGGGCUCUCACAUCUCCACAGUGCAGUCUGUCAAACCCAGCUUGGUUUUUAUAGUAACCUAAGAAUUAGUGUGUACAAGGAAAAGUCUCACAUGUGUGAAAUCCAGUAUCCAGAUGGGGUAAAGUCAGCAGAUAAUAGGAUAGGAAAUUAAAGACCUAGAUCUUUGUUUCACAGACAGACACAAACUUUUAAUUCAGGGAGAAGGGACAGAAUAAAUGACUUCCCACUCACAAAGCACAACUCGGAAGUAAUUAAACAGGUAACAGAAAGCUCACCAUCAAACCUUUGCUAAGAUGAAUUUUAAGUGGUAAGCAGUAUUCCUAUGUUUCUUACUUACCUCCCAGGACAACCGAUCUCAAAUUAGGUAGAAAAACAUACAAUAUAAAAAUCGCUUUUUCAUUCUGUAAUAACAUAAACAUAUUUCUUUGGGUUAGCACCCCCCCAAAAGAAUUUAUGGGAGAAAGAGGACUCUCAGCUGACUGAAGAAUACAUCUCAUUUAAGUAUUUUUUAGAUGCCUGAAACUUUACAAUUACCUUUAAGUUUUAAUGGUAUUUACCACUUUGCCAAGACCUUUGUGGGGAAGCAAGCUUAAUGUUUAGUGAUUUUGAAAUCUCUCUCAUGCAGGAGAGACAGUGAAAAGCCAGCCUUGAGUGUUUAAGGUUGGUUUGCCUUGUUACUUUGUAAUAGAUUUUAAUAGGUUUUUCUGCUACCUUGCUGCUAUGGUUUCUCCAAUGGCUACAUGAUUUAGUUCAUAUGAAGUAUCAUCAACUUAGAAUCUAUUCAGCUUAAAGAUGUGUGUUUUGAUGAACUAUAUUACCAUUUCACCAUAGGCUGACCACGUUUCUAUAGCCAAAAAUAGCUAAAUACCUCAAUCAGUCCCAGAAUGUCAUUUUUUGGUACUUUGCUGGCCACACAAGCCGUUAUUCACCGUUUAACUAGUUGUGUUCUGCAGUCUAUAUUUAACUUUCUUUUAUGUCUGUGGAUUUUUCCCUUCAAAGUUCAAUAAAUUUAUUUUCUUGGA